AUGGAAUCCAAUGUGGGAGUGCUUGGCGAUAGCUCAUCAGUUCCAGUAGCAUCUGCUGCAACUAAUGAACCCCGGGCCAGAGGAAAGGCAGCCCACCGACGGCGACGCGCUACUGAUAAGGAGCGCGUCGACCAGGCCAGACGCAUGCGGGGAAGGCGGCUAUUGAUAAAGGAUGAAAAGGACAAGAUCAGAAGCCUUCUUGCAAGUCGUCAAGAUCAUGCACUACCUAGUGGUGAGCUCCAGCUUUGGAGAGCAGUGGCUGAAUAUAUCGAGCGUUUGCAAGCCACAAACGCCAGCCUGAAGAGGCUGGCCGGAGUCCAGUAA
This is a messenger RNA of Serpula lacrymans var. lacrymans S7.9, 324 nucleotides long. RefSeq lists its product as uncharacterized. Lineage: Eukaryota; Fungi; Basidiomycota; Agaricomycetes; Boletales; Serpulaceae. The coding region runs from base 1 to 324 and encodes 107 amino acids. The transcript is spliced from 2 exons. The record is from RefSeq and is a predicted model, not a curated record.